GUCUGAAGAUGUCCAGGGGCAAAAGGAUACAUCCUCCACAGCCUAGUGAAUCUUCUUAUCUCUUGAUGUUGACACUUUUACUCUCAAGAGCUGUAAUGCCCAUUGUGCCCUCUCAGGUCCCAUGAUGUGGUCAUCUCGUCGGCCUUGUCGUUAAACAGCUGUCUCCAGACUUUAUUGCUUUCCUCUCCUCACUAAAAAUAUACUUUCUCCUGAGCAAGGCCUAUUUCUCACUUUCACAGACAGUCACAUCUUGGUGCAUGUGAGACGUAGAACAUUUGAAAUAGCAGCAUUGAAUUAGCAGUAUGAAUUUAAUUCCUCCACACCAUCCAGUGUUUCCCCCAAAAAUCUCACCAGAUGUCGCUACUGGCUCUAUGAAAAAUCCUACACGAUGAUGACGUAAAUACCAAACAAAGUGGGCCCCAUGUUGGGAUGUGACUUUCUAUGUCAACACGGAAGGACUAUCACAGGUAUUCUGCUGAUUCUCACAACGGAAGUGGAGUUUGCCAAAGUCACAGAAAGUCACCAGAUUUGUCGCAAGGGAAGAUGAAAACCUUUCACCGAAAAGUCGCUAAAUAUAAAUCUCGCUAAACUUGAAACACUGAACCAUCCAACCCCGCAAAACCGCAGCUACCUUCUCGCAGAGCUUUCUCGGUCGGAAAAACAAAGCCCCGCCUAUCCUGUAUAAAAAACUAAAAACCCCCCCACCCCUCUUGCAAACUGCAAAAUUGUUAAACAAGCUAACGGAAAUACCCCUUCACGUGGAAAUCCGACAAUGGUAGCCUGAUAAUAGCUAUUUUGUGGAACCAGUCAUAACGUUUAUCUGUGUUAACUUUUAAAAGGCAGUUUAAAGCUGACCAUUUGUUAACCGUGAAGACAACGUUAGUUGAACAGCAAGUUGUAAACAUCUCGUCUACCACACUACACAAAAGGUUCGACUAUUUAUAAGGCCAAGUCUUUGUUGGCUGCAUGCAACUAACGGAUGAGUUGUUUUGAUUGAUGAGACUUAAAAAUGGAAGACGAAGUAAAAUGUCAGGUGUGUGGUCUCAAGUUUACCAGCCUCUGCCAAUUUCAGAAACAUGUUCGCGCUGCUGCACAUCAACAGAGGGUUGCGGAAAUAUUUCAGAAAGACGUCCACAAGGGUCCAGUCUACUUCCCAACCAUUUUGGUCCCGUGUAAACUGUCCAAGUGCCUUUCCAAAUGCCCGCUCAUAGGUCUGAAUGUGAUGACUUUGUGUAUAAGCUCAGGGUCAAAAGAUCUGUUCUAUCUGUGUCAUGUGUGUGAGGAGAAGUGUUCCUAUGGAAACCUCGUGGAACACCUUGCCUCACCUUUCCACUAUUCCAACUACUAUAGUUACACAGAACCUGAUCAAUUGAGUUUCGCAUGGCUUUCUGACACAACGAUGCAGAGCCAUCUACUGCCUCUGGCUCUCAAAGAGGUGGAGAGUAAAGGGUCUGGGCAGAUCUGUAUAUUUGACAUGCCGGGUGAGGUGCUUGACAGUUGCAAGGGAAGAGCCUAUUCCAAAGUGAUGCAGUGUCUCACUCAAACUGAAUUGCUAGCAGAGCGAAUCACAGCUGGCAGACCGAAACAAAUAUCCUUGCAGGAAUACAUGAAUGACCCCAACAGAAAAAACCCUCUUCUAGGCCUUCAGCACAUAGUGGAGUACAUCUGUAAGGUGCCAUAUAGAAAGUCAGCCUACCUGUGUACACUAUGUGCCAGAUCUCUGCCUGCCAACAAGAUCAUCAGCCACAUUCUUGGCUUUGACCACAUUUACUGGUAUUUAAAAGAGUGGCACCCUUCCACACUACUAAUGAAGGACUGCUACAAGAUCUACAGCAGCCGAUUUAGCUCCAUGAUGCUCAAUGUAGCCAGUCAGGCAGAAACUAUCAGAGGAACAGCCAACGCUGACAUCAAGCAAGUGGAGUUGGAGCCAGCUUUGUUUACAUCAGUGGGCUUCUCUUGCUAUAAAAGAGCAUUUGAAAGGCUGGAGUCCAUCAGAAACCAUCGCAAGGAGAGCAGUCUGAAGACCAUCCCUAAACCAGGAGAUAAACUGACUUUAAAGACCCUGGAGGGUGUCGCCACUCAAGCUGAGGUUGUUUCUGCUGUCAAUGUCCUUUCUACACCGAAUGGAAAAGCUAAGGGUAAUGCUAAUGCUACGGGCAAUGCCAAUGCUAAUGCUACAGGCAAUGCUAAUGCUAAUGCUACCGCAAAUGCCGAGACAAAUGGUAAGGCUACAGCUAUAAAGGCCUGUGAUGUUGAAUCGCCUCAGACCUUCACAACUGAGCUUCAAAUCACCGGCACCGAGCCUCAAGUUCUCGAUCCAGCUGUAGAGACUUGGAAGCGAAAUGCCAGGCUGAACUGUGUGAACUGCAAAAUAUCAUUCCUGUCAUUCAAGAAAUACAAGUUGCAUCUGUUGAGUAUGGUGCAUGUGAAGGUGCUGAAAAAAAUGUUUGGACCAGAGAAUGGCUGUAAUACUAAUGUGUCUCUGCCACACUUAAACAUGUAUGAGUGCCUCAAAAACUGUAAGCAUAUACCAUCCAUUGGUAUUGAUUCGAUGGUGGUAUGUGUGACCACUGAGGAACCGCGUUCACCCUUGAUCUUGUGCAAUGUUUGCUGGGAGAUUGUACCUGAAUCCGUAAUUUACACUCACCUGGUCUGUCAAAAGCACCUGUUACAGACACUGAAAUUACAGUGCCCAGACCGACUCCCAUUUGGCUGGGAUGAAACUAUGCCUGUAUCCUCCCUGAAACCCCUAGCCUAUAUGGAGGAACAAGCACGUGCACAGAAACCGAUGAUGAUCAAGAUCUUAGACCUUCCAGCCAGACUUUUUUCCAUCAGACAAUCGCGCUCCGUUUCUUAUGUCAAGGACAUCCUCAAUAGGUUUGCAAAAUAUCUUCAGGGUGACCCACUGUUCCAGGGGCACAAUCUAUGGGAAAGCAAGUAUCCCCUGCUGGGUCAACAGUUUCUGGUUCAGUAUAAUUUAAUCGGAACGGGGAUGGCACCUUCGGUACCCGGAUACCUGUGUCUGCUCUGUGAGAAGAAGUGCGUUGUUGAUGUUUGCAGCCAUGUCUUCAGCUACAACCACGUUACUGCUUUUCUUGAGUGUGCUCACCCAGGCACACUGAAGGACAUGGUGUCUGGUACAAAGAAAAGGCAUGAUGUUCUGCUUGACCUUGCAAAACAGGCUCAGAAAAUACAUCCCACAGGAGGUGUACAGAAUCUUAUGAAAUAUACAGUGCAUAACUCAGCCGAGUAUAAAAAGGCCUUGGAAAUCCUGAAUAGAUUGGCGUACGGGAAAAAACUGAAGCCUGUGUUGAAAGAGGGUAGAAAGCUGGUUCCUUCAGAUCUGGUUUUGCGUGACUCACCAGAAAAAGACAAGAUGACAGGUGCCAUACAUAAAACCAUCAAAGAAACUGACACAACCACCCAGGGGGCUGUGCAAACGAGUCGCAAAGACCCUGACAGUGAGACGUCUGACCAGAAUGGCAUGGACUGCAGAGAGACUGGAACAGGGACAGCGAGUGAGACUUUGAAGGACACUGGAAAGGAGUCUGAUUCUGAAACUGUGGCGGAGCCUAAAAAGGGAACAAGGAACGACAAAGACAGAGAGUCGAGGGAGAGAGAGCCCAAGGAAGACACUGUGGAAACGACAGAGAAGAGCUCCAGGACUACCAAGAAAAAUACGACCCGCAAGGAAACAGAGAGGCAGCCAGAGAACAAAAAUGUUGCAAACAUUGCAAAGAAAAGACCCCUGGUGGAAUGUGUUAGAAUACUUAAUGAUGAUGAAGAAGAAACUGGCAAGCUUUGUGAGAGCGAGGCAAAGAGUAAGACCGGGGGAGGAAGUGUCAAAAAGAGAAAGAUGAUGGCUCCUUCUGAAACGACUGGGAAAGCAUGUGGUGUAGUUGGAGCUGACCCUCCUUCAGUCACUCCCCCAUCUGUCUCUCCAACCUAUCAGCUUUGGAAUUACCUGAAGACUCCCCAACGAGAACCUGUGAUUGGUUUGAGCCAAGUGAUUGAGUGCCAUGCUGAAGGCCAAGACCCUUUCUAUGUGUGUGAGGCAUGCCAGCAGACGGUCAGUCUGCCACAAAUCAUCACUCAUUUAACCUCAGCCUACCACCAGCAAGCCUACAUGCAGUCCCAAAACAGAUAUGUUGUCGAUGACGAGAACGUGGUCCAAAGGCUCAGACUUGCUGCUCAACAGCUGGAGAGCGAAAUAGGAAGUGGAGUUGCUCAGGUAGUGGAAUUGGAGGACUUCUCAGAUGACCACACCCAGAUGGACUACAACCACGUCCUAGAAAUUGUACAGGAGUCUCUGGCACUGUAUAGUCGGAGCAAGGACGAGGAAGAGGACCCCGCACAGAGAUCCGUCGGCCUGUGGAGCUACCUCAACAACAGUGAUAGGAGACAGCCUGUCAUUGGUCUGAAAACGGUCACAGAGACUCAGUCACCAGACCAACCGAGUCAGAACCACUUCUGUUGUGAUAGCUGUUCUAAGAAGUUCCCCACGGAGUCCUAUAUUCCCCACCUCAUCUCUGCCCACCAUCGCUACAACUACAUAAAACGGGAGCAUCCUCAGCUGAUUCACGAUUGGCCGGAGAACGUGGAACCCACAAGUCGAAUUAGAAGUCUGUGUCAACUGGCCACAGAGCUGGAGCACAAAGAGGGGUGGGGGAGACUGCAGGUGAAGACACAACCUGCAGUGCAGUCUUCUACAAUCACCACGAGUAAUGAAGACACCACCAGGAUCUCUGACGCUUUGUGGAAGUUCACCCAAAGACCCGACAGAGAGCCUGUCAUAGGGUUGAGUAUGCUGACUGAGUUUCGUUUGGCAAACACAACAAGGCCUUAUUUCCUGUGUAGCUGCUGUUCUACCAGGAUGCUGAUUUCAGCUUGCACCGACCACAUAGUAUCCCCUCAUCACCGCUACAAUUACUUAAAACAGAUGCACCCGGACCUAACUCUUGAUUGGCCAAAGGAUCAGGUGUUGACUAAGUCUCUCCAUGGGGACCUGAGGAAGACAGCUGCGGAGCUGGAACGACGAGAGGGCUGUGGAACAGUCAAGGUGAUGGAGAGACGGGCUGCGGUGUGUGGUCCCUUGGAGUCACAGCCAUGCUGCAGCAUCGCAGAGUCCUCACACAUCGCCGAUACUUCAACUACAGACUCGCCAGACACUGCAGCUAACCCAGACCCAGUGGUUGCAGCUAACCCAGACACAGUGGUUGCAGCUAACCCAGACCCAGUGGUUGCAGCUAACCCAGACCCAGUGGUUGCAGCUAACCCAGACCCAGUGGUUGCAGCUAACCCAGACCCAGUGGUUGCAGCUAACCCAGACACAGUGGUUGCAGCUAACCCAGACACAGUGGUUGCAGCUAACCCAGACCCAGUGGUUGCAGCUAACCCAGACCCAGUGGUUGCAGCUAACCCAGACACAGUGGUUGCAGCUAACCCAGACACAGUGGUUGCAGAUAACCCAGACCCUGCAGCCACCAUGGCCACCUCUGAUCAUCCAGCCGCAGACCCCCCGGAUAAUUUAAUGCCUGAAACCCAACCCGUGUUCUCUGACGCUGUAGCCGUCUCCAAGUCAGCAAGGCUAAAGACUCGGGGCAAACACAGCCGUCGCCGUAAAGCCCCAGAGAACAGAACUCCUCGCAGGAGUUCACAUGUUGUUGGAAUUGACUUCGUGGUUGCAGUCUCGUACAGGAAGAAGACGUGCUUCUUCUGUCAACUGUGCUCCAUUAGGAUGAACGACAGCACCGGUCACAUGACUAACUUCAGGCACCAAUACAACUAUCUGAGGUGGCGGUAUCCUGGCUGGACUGCACACCCAACCAAGUUGGAGAAGAAGCUGAUCAAGAUGGCCUCUUACUUGGCGAAGGCUGACAGAGAUGCAGGCCUGGUUAUGCAGAAAGUGCGGGUCAACGGCGAUGAGUUCAAACGGCUGGUGUCUGCUCCAGAGCUGGAAGCCCUAAGGACACUGAAAGCCAUCACCAGGAGCCGUGAGCAGCCUGGGAAGACACCGGACCUGAGACGGACUCUUUCGACCAAUCCAGACAGAGCACACGGUGACCAGGGACCAAUCCCUGCGGUGUCCUCUCCCUCUGGUGUGUGUGACUCAGAGAGAGAGGAUGAGAACAGAAGGCUGCUGGUUCAAAUCCCAGUCUGUCUCUCUUUCUCAAAGAUUUUGGUAACAGACCAGGAACCUCUUCCUUGUCCUCCCCUCACCUCCCCCCUCCCUGUCUUCCCCACUGCGAGAGUAGUUGCCCCUGCUCCUUCAUCAUCUGUUUCCCUGUCUACAUCAGAUACACUGCCCUCUGUCCUUCCACUAGCCUCCGCCCUCCUCCCUUCCUGCAUCACCCCCCCUCAGUCCACGCUGCAGCCGUGUCCAGAUUCUGUAGCAGCUGGCCUGGGACAUGGUGACUCAAGCGCAGCCUCGCAAACACCAGGGCAACCGUUGGAAACCCCUCUAAGCCCAGAAUGGUGGGAGCGUUCAGAUGAAUGGGUGCUUCCUGAAUGUGCCUCCUCCGAGUGUACCGAACUCCCCCGUCCUGUAGGACAAGGCCACGAUCGUCCACGCACACUGACGUCCUAUUACGCACACCUCCAGAACAGCACAGCACACCUGCGCAGAGUUCCUUCUGUGCACCUGCUCCCAAACACAGCCAUAGGUAAAAUAGUUGUUGGCCCCAGCAACCUGUCUAAGUACCUGGUAGUGAAAGCCCUGCACGACAAAGAACCAAUCAUAGGGCUGGACUCAGUGAUGGAAUGUAGAGGCAUAUCCCAGGACACGUUCUUCAUGUGUGUCAGCUGUGCCGUGACGCUCCCCAGCAGACACAUCUGUGAACACAUUGUCACCGUGGGACACCAGUACUGCUACAUAAGGAUGCAGCAUCCGGCUUUCCUGGCUUGGGUGGAGAAGGCAUGUCAGUUGCCUCUUUUGCCUGACAUCAUCCGAUUAAUCGCCUGGGAACUCACCCCUCUGGAGGCCAGUCUAGCUCUAGAUGCCCAGGUGAUUCGACUGGACAACGUGUGGUAUGAGCGUGUAAAGUCUGCUCCGUUCCAUCAAGCUCUGGACAUGCUGCAGAUCAUCCAUGAAGAGCCAAGCCAUGGGUCUUUGCACCUACCCCCUGAAAUAAGACGCCAGCAGAGUUGGGAGGCUUAUGUGCUAGGAGCAGCACACCUCGGAGAUCAGACCCCCAGCCAGUCUGAGAGUGAACACAGCUUCCAGACAGCUGAGAGAGAACACAGCUUCCAGACAGCUGAGAGAGAACACAGCUUCCAGACAGCUGAGAGAGAACACAGCUUCCAGACAGCUGAGAGAGAACACAGCUUCCAGACAGCUGAGAGAGAACACAGCUUCCAGACAGCUGAGAGAGAACCAUUGGAACCUCCCCAUGAUCCAACCCGGUCCGCUCAGAAGUUAGAAAGAGAGGAUCCUGCCCAGGAUCCACCCCGGUCCAGUCAGAAGUUAGAAAGGGAGGAAGCCGUCCUGCAGCCUGCCACUACCCAGAACCCCCAGAAGGCACAAAGAGCACCGACACCCCCUCACUCACCAGUCUCCAUCAAGCAGGAGCUGAACGGCGCUUGUGGAGGAGUUCCAGCCCAACCUGGAGAAACGCCUCUCCCUGAAUAUCAGGACUGUUUGUAUGCAGAUCAAGUCCAGUUCUCUCCUGAUGUGCAAGAGCUGACUAGCACAGACACUGGUGUGUGCGAGGUAGAACUCGAGGAGACCUUCUCAGGGUCCAACCUCGAUGGGAAGCGACCGAGCAGAGCAACAGAAAACCCCCAGCGGGCUGCCAAGCACAUAAGAGACUACGUACAGAGCAGACGGACCGAAGCUGUGGUUGGUCUCUGUGCUGUGAUAGAAUGCCUCAGUGAGGGCCAGGAGCCGUUCUACCUGUGUGUGUCGUGCAAGAGCAGACUUAACCGUGACCUCAUCAUCAACCAUGUCCUGAAGUACAGACAUCGGCAGAUGUACCUGACUCUGAGAUACCCAUGGCACUUCAAGGGGCUGUUGGCGGGCCGGGGCCCAGCAGAGCAGUCCAUGCUGCUGAUGCAGGUGGCCAAGGAGGUGGAGGAGGAGAACCACGAUGAACCUGGAACGCUCCAGAAAGUACACCUGGACCCUGCAGACUUCAAAGAGAUCAGACUGAUGCUCUUCGAAAAAGCUGUGACCAGACUGCAGGAGAUCUGCAGGCAGAAGAACCAAACACAACUCCUGACCCGUGUGAUCGAGAAACCAGAGCCUGUGUUGGUCAAACAGGAGGUAAUGGAAGGUCCGGUGAUCUCCCAUCAUGAGGUCAGACAGAAAGGAAAGAGGUGUUCUGAAGACUCUAGGGUCACGGCUCUGGAAAGGAAAAGGCUGAAGGUGUCAGACACAGAGUCUGCUGUGAAGGGCAAUGUUCCUGACACGGUCCCCUGCAGAGAUGCCUUAGCGUUCCCCCAACCUAUCCAGGGAAAAUCCACCUGCAGAUCCUCCCACACCCCCCUGAACUCUUCACACAAACCCACCAAGACAGACACACAAAUCAAGUCCCAUACAACCGUCUCCAUCAGGGAAAGUGAAUCAAACAUCGUCCCAUUCACCGACCAUCCAAAUCCCAGAGACAUUACAACAGUUUUAUCCAUGGAUAAAAGCUCCCAUGAGCCGAUGGAGAAGGGUUCAACUGCCCCAGCGACAACAGGGCUCUCUAGUAAUGAUCCCUGCAUAGACUCUGACACCUCACACAAAGCCUGCUACAAGCUGCCCCUAAAAUGGUUGAGAAAGCAAUCACACACAGAUGCCAUAAAAGGUAAACAUUCUCAAAUACCAAAUGCCCAGGGUCAACAUCACUCACAUUCUGACAUGGCUAUAGGCUCACAGAAAAAUGCACACAAACACUCUCCCAGUUCACCUAAGAGACUGCAACAUGAGCAAGCCAUUGAACGACUUUUAACAUCCUCAGAACUUCCAAGUGACUCGACCAGCAAAACCUUCGGACACCCAUUUGGCCACUCCAGCAACCCAACCACUUCUGUGACGAUAAACGCCUCCCAGACGACCCACCUCCAAGAUCUCCCCUUGGGGAAAUCAAAUCAGGCCACCUUAAACCUAGCUAGAUCCGCCUCGUGUCCUGACUCUACCACAGUCCCGACUUCUCCUGAUAGCCUCAUAAAACAGUAUUCCAAGGAAGACUGCCAGAAAUUUGUAGAUUUAGUUCUGUCCUUAAGGAAGAAUGGUAUCAUACCCCAGGCUACCACCUCAGCCAGCCCAAAUAACUACGUGGAAGUUGGGAGUAGGGAAAGUAAGACAAAGAAUAUGCAGCUGGAACCACAACCAAGAGGUACACUUGGCGCUGAAAUUAUUGACAGAGAGACAAUGGGUCAGCGUGUCUACACAAUGCCGGAUCAUCCCAUGCUUGCAGAAAACAUGUCAGAUCAUGUAGACCUGUGGAACUAUGAGGACAGAGUGUUUCCUCCCAACCCCCCAAAUCUCAGUAACUCCAAACCCUGUUAUGACCAACCGUUGAUUAGCUACGCUGAUGCUAGCUACCGUGGGAUUGCCAGUGUUGUCCCCUUGAUCGCUGACCACAACCCUCCAACACAUCCAGAGCUCAUGGAAACACAGCCGAUGGAGGGCCACCUCGUAUCACCCUACCCUGGACUUCUCUCCCCUAUGAGUGUUUUCCAUGGUGGGCACUAUUCUGGUGUAGUCUCCCCCAGAGGAGGCUAUCGUGAGCAGGGUUCUUUUGAGACGGGAGGAGGCUCCACGUUGAGUUACGGUGGCAGCUUCUACCCACCGUUAUCGGCACCAGUGGCACGAGAGCUGAGAGAUGUCACCACCAACAGGACUGGCUCGGAGUCUGACACAGAUGCAUACAGGACGUCGGCUGUGACCUCGGGGAUGAGCUCUGAAGUGGUUUGCUCCAGUGAUCCAGAUAAAUUACUGAAUUUUUGGACAAACUUAACUUAUGCAAGGAAGAGACACUGACUGCAGCCAGCUGGACUACCUCAACCCCGGCGACCUUCUUUAGGGAAAGAAGCACCAAGCACAUAUGAAACUACUAUCGCAAAACAAGAGUAUUGAAAUGUAAACGUUUAGUUGGACUCAGCACAUGCUCCAUUUCACCACAAAUAGUGUGUUAAUAGCAGUUAUAUUGUUAACUAUGAAACUGAAUGGUUGAUGAUAAAAGGGCCACUUUUUUACUUUUGUACUUUUCUUUGGGAAGAAGCCAUGCGUUUUUAUCACAACGUUAUCAGGUAUUGUUAAAAUGUUAUGAAAAACGUUGAAUGGAAAAUGUGUUGGGGGUUAAUCAUUUGACUGUUAUUCGUUGAAUGAAAACUAUUGUUUUUGUAUCUACAAUAAAGAAAUGUGUCCUUAAAGACCUGUUUAAACUGUGA
Messenger RNA from Hypomesus transpacificus, 10374 nucleotides. RefSeq lists its product as uncharacterized. Lineage: Eukaryota; Metazoa; Chordata; Actinopteri; Osmeriformes; Osmeridae. Bases 1010 to 9964 code for a protein of 2984 amino acids. The record is from RefSeq and is a predicted model, not a curated record. The transcript is spliced from 66 exons.